GAGGGAAACGCAGGCAAGUUUCUCGUGCGGUGGAGCCGAAGUUAUCCUUCCAACAUCAAACCUAAUCGCAAACAAAUCUGUUCUUCCAAACAGAAGAGGAGAUUCCAGAGGGAACAGGAUCUCUCCCAGUCAGAGGCGGUGUGUGUUACCUCCCAGUGGUCUGUGGUCCUCUCCGAGCGCUGAAAAAUGAGUCUAAGCACCAGUGAGCUGGAGGACCUGUGGGAGUCGUUCGGGGACCUCAACUUCUCGGAGACAUUUAGCAACAUAUCAAGUGUGGACACAAUGGUGUGUGCAACGGCGUUCAACCGCACCGCCCUGCUGUACUCCAUGUGUGUCCUCUACACCUUCAUCUUAAUCGUCGGCCUGGCUGCUAAUGCUCUGGUCCUCUGGGUUAACAUCCGCGCGCAGAGAGACUCCACCCCUCGCCACGAGACGCACAUGUACAUCGCUCACCUGGCAGUUGCGGAUCUGUGUGUGUGCGCAACCCUGCCUGUGUGGGUGAGCUCCCUGGCCCAGCAUGGCCACUGGCCUUUUGGUGAAGUGGCGUGUAAACUCACGCACCUGCUUUUUUCCGUCAACCUCUUCGGCAGCAUCUUUUUCCUGGCCUGCAUGAGCGUGGACCGCUAUCUGAGCGUGACGCGGCACGGAGAUGAGGGGAGUGCGCGCAGGAAGCUGAUCCGCCGUGGUGCUUGUGUUGGGGUUUGGCUUCUGGCGUUGGUGGCCUCCCUGCCAGACACCUACUUCCUGCGUACUGUGAAGUCAACACACGGGGACACCAUGCUGUGCAGGCCUGUGUACCCAGAGGAAAACCCCAGGGAGUGGAUGGUGGGAGUGCAGCUGAGCUUCAUCCUGCUGGGCUUUGUCCUCCCCUUCCCUGUCAUUGCAGUGUUUUAUGCCCUGCUGGCCCAAGCCUUCAACCACUCCUCCUCCUCUUCUUCGUCCUCCCCAGUAGAGCAGGAACGUCGCGUGAGCCGCAGGGUCAUCCUUGCCUACAUUGUGAUUUUUCUGGCCUGCUGGGGGCCCUACCACGGCGUCCUCCUGGUUGAUGCCCUGUCGCAGCUGGGUCUGGUGCCACUGACCUGUGGCUUGGAGAACGUAAUCUAUGUGUCCUUACACCUUACCCAGUGCCUGUCCUUGCUCCACUGCUGUUUCAACCCCAUCCUCUACAACUUCAUCAACAGAAACUACCGCUACGACCUCAUGAAGGCCUUUAUUUUUAAGUACUCAACUAGGACAGGCUUGGCGCGUCUCAUCGAGGCUUCCAACAUGUCUGAGACUGAAUACUCUGCUGUCGCUGUAGAAAACCCACCGCAGAUAUGAACAUUACAAAACUCAAUAAGCAUUUUUUGAAAUAUUUAAAUGAUUCUAAUGCAAUAUAUACUCAUGUUAGAGCUGAUUUGCUCAGUCUACUAUCAUGUUUGACAUUAGAUGACAAGAAAAGAAGAGAAGAAAAGCCAAUCCAGCGUCCUUUUCACCGAAAAUUGCUUGAGUGAAUGAAAAGCUUGAACACUGCAAAAACGUUAACUCUGGUGGACUGAUUGAAAAGCACUUAGAAAGCAAUUUCAUUGUAACAGCUGAUACUGAAAUCGUAAAAAUGUAGUCACUCUAGUUGUAAAGCCAAAACAGUGACAGUGUGAAAUUAUUGCCAUUACUGUGUAUGUAGGAUUGUAUUGUGCGUGUAUGCGUGUGUUUGUGUGUGUGAUGUGCAAUGUACAGUGAUAGCAUCAGCAGGAUAUUAUUGUUAAUCUCUUUGUAUCUAGUUGUAUUUAUAUACAUUUAAGCUGUUUCGCCUCUUUAAUGUUGUAAUGCAAAGUCUUCACACACUGAUGUCUGCUCAGUGCUCCACUUCCUACAAUGCUGCCUCAUCGUCACAGUUGAGCCACUGACUGGCUCAGUGUUUUAGUCCUGCUGUCUCAUUUUCAAUCGUAACCUCACGUCGCAUCAGCUGAACCCUUCAGACAGAGCAUAUGAAUUGAUUCUGGUUUUAAAAUCAUGAAAAAAAAUGUUUAAAUACACGUAUUUUUUAGACUUGAGUGGGAGGAUUAAUACCACUCUCGUGUCUGUAAACUAAACUACAGAAAGCUGCUCCUCAGCUUCUCUUAGCCUACCAGCCUACUUGGUGGUCUAAAUAUUUCCAAACACUGUCUGGAGGUUUCAACUGGGACUACUGAGCUUAAAGAGCAGAUACAUGUAGCUCCUCAUUUUUCUGAAAGGUAUUUUAUGACGUUAUACCGUAUGUUGUAUUAUCUCUGUAUCUUGUGCGAGUAAAGGAUGCACAUGUGGUAUUGAUUCUGCUGCGCCGUUGCAUACGACACAGACGGCAAAAACUUUAUGACCAAAUAACAUGAAUGAAUAGCUUUACUCCUCUCGUGUAGGCAGCAGCCGUGGUUUGCAACACCCAAGUGUUUAUUAGAGACCAAAUAACAAAAAAAAAAAGAACACACCAGUGCAUUACCUUAGAGUUGUGUCUGCGCGUGAGUGGGCCGAAGCUCGUCACCAAAAGAUGACGUUGUAUGUGUCAUGAACGUUACAGUUUACUCACUGUCUGUUGUAGAAAGCAGAAAGUUAUUAUGAUGUGCUGACAUAAAUCACAGUGUGUCACGUGAUGGGUUACACAUGUAUGCUUUUACACUGAAAAGAUUUCAAGUUGCGAUUAGAAAAGAGUGGAGACACAAACAUGUGUCUACAAGACCAGAGGCAUUCCUUUGACAUUGUAAUGUGUAACAUGUUUUGUCAUUUAUUAAAUAUAGAGAAAAUGUUUCACCUCA
Molecule: messenger RNA, 2768 nt
Organism: Stegastes partitus (bicolor damselfish)
Lineage: Eukaryota; Metazoa; Chordata; Actinopteri; Pomacentridae
Product: atypical chemokine receptor 3
Exons: 2
Coding region: 187-1320 (377 amino acids)
Biological process (GO): vasculogenesis; angiogenesis; chemotaxis
Cellular component (GO): membrane
Molecular function (GO): coreceptor activity; G protein-coupled receptor activity; chemokine binding
Source: RefSeq, a predicted model, not a curated record